Molecule: messenger RNA, 580 nt
Organism: Lathyrus oleraceus (garden pea)
Lineage: Eukaryota; Viridiplantae; Streptophyta; Magnoliopsida; Fabales; Fabaceae
Exons: 3
Coding region: 163-375 (70 amino acids)
Source: RefSeq, a predicted model, not a curated record
AACUAAGGGUAGAAUAGGUAUAACAAAAGCCAAAGACCCUCUAAUUUGUAAUUCCAUUCUUCAGACACAACAUUAUACUUUUGCGCAUAGACAUCGGAAGGAGUGGGAGGAUUCUAGGGUUUCGUUUCUACAACUUCAUUCAUACUUUGAUUUUCAAUCAGGAUGACACAAGCAACCGAAACACCGUUCAGACAAAGAGAGAAGCUUUUGGAGAAGCAGAAAUAUUUCCAGAACAUCAGUAAGCAUACUCACUUGAAAGGGCCGUAUGACAAGAUUACAUCUGUUGCAAUUCCACUUGCUUUUACUGCAGCUUCACUUUUUAUGAUUGGACGAGGGAUCUAUAAUAUGUCAAAUGGAAUAGGAAAGAAGGAAUGACUUGACUAUUUCUUCUUAUGGAGGAGGUGGUUGUUUUGUAACUCAGAUCCAACAGAACCUCAUCAUUAUAUGGAUUCUUGAUUUUCUCUGCAUCCAUUCUUUUUUCUUAAUAAAAUUGCAUAAUUGCAAGUUUUACCACUCCAGUGAAAGUGGUUCUUUGUUUAUUUCAUAUAAUCAAUUGAUGACCCAAACUGCUGGUUUUUUA